AUGGUGGAACCCACGCGAUCAUGGGAAUAUCUCGAAGGGUUACGUGGCGUUGAACUGCACAAGCUCUACAAGAGUCCUCCAAGCGCAUUAGCAGUAUUUCGAAAAGUGUUAUCUGGUUUGGCCAAGCACUUUGUCAUGUCGAUGCUCUAUUCACCCCGGCCAACGACCCUGUCCGAACUUGAGCUGAUGGUAAAAGCCAGCCACAGUAGAGACAGGCAUGAGGCUAUUGAGCAGCUGCGACGUUACCACAUCGUCAAAGACGUGAAUUCCAAGGCUAGCAAGGCGAUCGUACUAGUUCCAGCUUUUGCUACAUCACUGCGCCGAAUUUUGAGCGGUGGAGGUUCUGAAUAUUCCUUCGGUCGUGUCACCCAUCCUCCAAAAGCCGAGUCCGUUACUGUCGAAGACUUGGACAACUUUGCUCGUAUGCGAUGGGAGGGCAUUCUGGGUUAUACCGUCGGAUCUCAAGCUCUUGCGCAGUUGCAGGAGCCUGAAGAUGAGUUGCCUCCACCCGAUUCGAGUGUCAUCGAACUCCUCAAAAUUGGCCAUCUUGUCGAAGUUUCAGGCACAGUCUCGCGAGGUCAGCGGACUCAAGUCACCAAAGAAGGAUUUGCAUUUGUUCUCAAGGAUGUGAACACGCAGAUAUGGGAACUUCUAUUCCUGUUUGUAGAGAAUGCUGAACGUCUUGAACUCGAAAAAAUUGAGAUUCUUUCGUUCAUUUUCUUCGUUGCCUCACUCGAGCUCGGGCUUGCCUACACGACCGAGUCGUUUUCAUCUUCACAAAUACUGAUGCUUGGACACCUGCUCAACCUUGGCAUUGUCUAUCAACCAGAUGAAGAAGCACAGUUCUUCUACCCAACGCGACUGGCAACCACACUCACAUCCUCGAGUAGCACAGCGUUGACCGCCGCGUCGCAAACACUAGGAUCCUCGCUACAGUCGAACAGCGUUCUAUCAGCCGCUCAUAGCACGAGCCCGCACCAAACACCAGGAUCAGGCUUCAUCAUCAUCGAAACCAAUUUUCGCCUCUAUGCGUAUACCUCUUCACCUCUACAAAUCGCACUACUCUCCACCUUCGUCUACCUCCGCUCCCGCCAUCCAAACAUGGUAACCGGCAAACUCACAAAACAAUCCGUACAAAAAGCAAUCCAACAAGGCAUCACAGCCGAACAGCUCUGCGCCUACCUCUCCAGCCACGCCCAUCCCGUCAUGCGCCGAACCGCAGCAGCAGAAUGGGCUCGAAAACAAGCACGGCGAAUAGCAGCUGCUGACGACACAGAGGCGAAUGAAGAAGACGACAAGUUCACGGUCAUACCCCAGACUAUUCUCGACCAGAUCAGGUUGUGGCAGAUGGAGCGGGAUCGAAUCAUGUCUACGCCUGGGUUUUACUUGCAUCAGUUUGUGAGCCAGGCGGAGUAUCUGGAUGCUUGUCGGUUGGAGGGUGUGAAGGCGUUUUUGUCGGAGAAGAGUAAUAGGUAG
Lithohypha guttulata is the source of this 1476-nucleotide messenger RNA. It is a transcript of the gene TFB2, whose product is annotated as RNA polymerase II transcription factor B 52 kDa subunit. The transcript has 2 exons. Gene Ontology annotation, biological process: nucleotide-excision repair. NCBI's taxonomy places the organism in Eukaryota, Fungi, Ascomycota, Eurotiomycetes, Chaetothyriales, Trichomeriaceae. Gene Ontology annotation, molecular function: double-stranded DNA binding; ATPase activator activity. The record is from RefSeq and is a predicted model, not a curated record. The coding region runs from base 1 to 1476 and encodes 491 amino acids. Gene Ontology annotation, cellular component: transcription factor TFIIH core complex; transcription factor TFIIH holo complex.